Messenger RNA from Dioscorea cayenensis subsp. rotundata (Guinea yam), 633 nucleotides. Its product is annotated as transcription factor ILI6-like. The coding region runs from base 201 to 479 and encodes 92 amino acids. NCBI's taxonomy places the organism in Eukaryota, Viridiplantae, Streptophyta, Magnoliopsida, Dioscoreales, Dioscoreaceae. The record is from RefSeq and is a predicted model, not a curated record. Gene Ontology annotation, molecular function: protein dimerization activity. Gene Ontology annotation, biological process: regulation of growth; regulation of DNA-templated transcription. The transcript is spliced from 2 exons.
ACUCUCUGUCUCUCUUCACAUUACUUCUUCUGACAUCUGCUGCUCCUUGUCUCUUUUCUCCUUUCAUCUCUGGCUAGCUAGAACCUUUGCCAUCACUCAAACUGAAAUCUCACCAUCUAUAUAUCCCUAGUCUGAGAUCUCUGACACCAAUUACUUAACUCUCACAUUCCACACUCAACAACAGAAACAACAACCAGAAGAUGUCAAGCAGGAGAUCUCGUUCAAGACCGUCAUCCUCUUCAAGAAUCACUGAUGAGCAGAUCAUUGAUCUCAUCUCCAAGUUACAAACUUUACUUCCAGAGGCUCAUACUAGGAACAAUGACAGGGUUCCUGCAUCUAAGGUGUUGCAAGAUACAUGCAAUUACAUUAGAAGUUUGCACCAAGAGGUUGAUGACUUGAGUGAGAGACUCUCUGAGCUUUUAGCAACAACUGGGACAAAUAGCGCUCAAGCUGCCAUUAUUCGCAGUCUAUUUAUGUGAUUCAUCUUCAUUUAUUUGCCUUUUUUCCCCUCUCUAUCUGUAGUUUGCUUUGUUUUCUCCUUCACAAGAUGAGCAUUGCAUGAACUUAAUUAUAAGUCUUGUGUUUGUAAUGUUGGAUUUAAUUAGCUUAAUAUAGUUAUGCUUGGAAAAUUUA